Molecule: messenger RNA, 1125 nt
Organism: Penicilliopsis zonata CBS 506.65
Lineage: Eukaryota; Fungi; Ascomycota; Eurotiomycetes; Eurotiales; Aspergillaceae
Exons: 5
Coding region: 1-1125 (374 amino acids)
Source: RefSeq, a predicted model, not a curated record
AUGACUCCAUAUGGGAUAAGAGGGUACGGCGCGACGGUGGUGGUGGUCGCGUGGGUGGAAUUUGCCGUCUGCCUGGUUCUGCUGGUGGCGCGCAUCUACACCACCUGGUCGAUUACGCGGCGAGCCAUGCUGGAUCUCUACUUUGCCAUCUUUACCUUUGUAGCGGCUACGCUCUCCGUGUGUCUGUUCACAGUGGCAGCCCUGUACGGUCUCGGCCAGCAAGAAACCCUCCUCACCUCGGACCAACGAGCAACAUCGAUGAAAUGGGCGUGGGCAAGCACGAUCGUCAGUCUGUUCGCCAUCUCGAGCGGCAAGUUCGCGAUCGUCGCCUUUCUACACCAACUCCACGGGCCCCAGGACCGCGGCAAGAUUGUGUUUCUGUGGACGCUGGCGGGGAGUAACUUUGUGGCCAAUAUCAUUGCUGUCGGGACCAUUCUGGGCUCGUGUGUCCCUCCGGCGAAGCUGUGGGAUCCAACGCUCCAGGGGGGGUGUCACGGCAUGGCUCGCAACCAGAACUAUGCCUUUUUCCAAGGAAGCUGGUCUGCCUUUGUCGAUCUCGCGCUGGCUGUCUACCCCGUCAUCUUCUUCUACCACGUCCAGCUGCAACGGAUGGUCAAAGUUGCUUUGUGUGUGUUGAUGGGACUCGGAGUGAUUGCCGCUGGCUGUGCAAUUGUCAAAACCGUCCAACUCUCUGCCCUGUCGGAUACAGAGAACAUAACCUACCACAUUGGAAAACUGGAUAUUCUGACCACGACGGAGAUGUGGAUCAUCCUCAUCGUGGGCUGCGUCCCGCCCAUCCGGCCGUUGAUCGUGAAGGUGCUCAAGAAACUCGGUUCCACCAUCCAGUCCUACUCGGGCACAUACACCAUCAACAACAACACGACCAAACCCAAUGCCACAGAGCUGCAGAGCUUCCAUGUUUCCACGACGACGACAACGCACAACAGACGUCUGCACGAAGGCACCGGCCGCCACAAAACGCGGAACGACAGCGAAGAAGACAUCCUUAUGGCCACGAAUGGGAUUAUGAAAGUCACGGAUAUCAAUGUGACUUAUUAUACGGCCAACGGCGCCGAAGAGCAUAUCGAGUCGGGAUCGGCAACAAUACACUCGGACAGGAGUUGA